GUCACAACGAUUUUCCGUGAACUGCUGUUGAAUGAUUCUAUCGAUGCGAAAAUUUGUUGCGUUCACCUACGGAUUUACGUGACGAUACGCAACAGUUUGAAAUUAUUUUAUAAAGUGCGUCACAAAUAGAUCAGUAUUUUGUCGAAGAAAACCGUUAAACAUGGAAGACGAUCCGGAAGCGCGAUUAGGGGCUACGGACGGGGAGCAAGAAGUAGAAGAAUUAACGGCUCAGAGUGCUUUGUUGGCGAUAGAAGAAGCUUGGCUAAACGAGAAAUUCGCUCCUGAAAUUUUACCCCAUCAGGCCGAUCUUGUCGAUUGUAUGCUGCAACAGAUUACACAUAUGGAGGAGAACAUGAAGAGGUUAGACAAGGGGGACCUAAGACUGAUGAUUCAUAGAAUGGAACUGGACAGGAUCAAGUUCGUGAUAUCCAGUUAUCUUAGGGCUCGAUUAGAAAAGAUUGAAAAGCACGCUAUUCAUAUUCUUUCCCAGGAGGCUAACAGAUCACCGGAAGAAUGUUAUCUAACAACUGCAGAAUUGCAUUUCGCUAAGGAGUUUCUUGCCAGUAUUGAGACUCUCUUCAGAACGCUUGCUUUGCAACAUAUGCCUGGCAAUUUCCAAACAUUUGAAGUUAACAGACUGACCGUCAAGCCUAACAUGCAGGCAUAUGUAUUUUUAAGGGCCAACCAGAGAAUCGAUGGGAUUGUGUUGCCUGGAUUAAUGGACGAAGAAAUAGAUUUUGUGUCAGGUUCACAACACAUUAUACAAUACAGUGCUGUCGCGGAUUUAGUUAAAAGCGGUGCAGUACAAUUAAUUUAACAUUUGGGACACAAAGUUCUAUAAUUAAUCGAAUGAUAUACAUAAAAGGGUAAAAGAGUUUUUUAUAGACAUUUUAUAAUAAAGUUUUGCGAAUGAUCAUGCA
This is a messenger RNA of Dufourea novaeangliae, 920 nucleotides long. It is a transcript of the gene Sld5, whose product is annotated as DNA replication complex GINS protein SLD5. Lineage: Eukaryota; Metazoa; Arthropoda; Insecta; Hymenoptera; Halictidae. Gene Ontology annotation, biological process: double-strand break repair via break-induced replication; DNA-templated DNA replication. The record is from RefSeq and is a predicted model, not a curated record. The transcript has a single exon. Gene Ontology annotation, cellular component: GINS complex. The coding region runs from base 161 to 817 and encodes 218 amino acids.